AUGCUUCCGGGAACAAAUCGUCCAAUUGUUAUUCCCACCGACUAUGUGCCACCAGCUGUUGGGUGUGUCGAUGUGAACUUGGCAAAUCAUCUAAUGGAAAAGUUUGGACGUCUUGCAUUUUCUACUCCCAAUCAAACACGUACCAUGAAUUAUCACCUCCUCGACUUGAAUAUUCUUAAAAUGUGGAAUGGUUGUAAUGGCCUGUCUGUCGAUCUUACGUCGGAACUUAGUCUAGACGCUACCCCAAGAAAUCAUUAUUUUGUGAAUAUGAUCAUUCCUAAACCACCGGCUAAAAGACGAUUUGUGUGUGUUCAACGCUAUUUUGAAGAAAAAUACGAAAUAUCUCUAAAUCAACCCAAUUCUCCACUUUUGCGUGAUUCAGUAGGUCGUUUGUAUCCGGUUGAAGCAAUUUGGAUCCGUAUCUGUCUUUUCUAA
Messenger RNA from Caenorhabditis remanei, 435 nucleotides. RefSeq lists its product as uncharacterized. The transcript is spliced from 3 exons. The coding region runs from base 1 to 435 and encodes 144 amino acids. Lineage: Eukaryota; Metazoa; Nematoda; Chromadorea; Rhabditida; Rhabditidae. The record is from RefSeq and is a predicted model, not a curated record. Gene Ontology annotation, molecular function: protein binding; RNA binding.